Schistocerca cancellata (South American locust) is the source of this 816-nucleotide messenger RNA. RefSeq names its product peptidoglycan-recognition protein SC2-like. Lineage: Eukaryota; Metazoa; Arthropoda; Insecta; Orthoptera; Acrididae. Gene Ontology annotation, biological process: peptidoglycan catabolic process. The record is from RefSeq and is a predicted model, not a curated record. Gene Ontology annotation, molecular function: zinc ion binding; N-acetylmuramoyl-L-alanine amidase activity.
AUGACCGGCAGCUAUCUCACUAAGGUAUUGGAGAGGCGACGCCUCUGUCUUGCCGUCUUCUGGAGACGGCCUCCCGCUGUGUGGGACAGCGCCAGCUGCCGCUCCGGCUUGGGACGAGCAAUCACGGCUACGCCCCAGUUUGCCGCCCACUCGUUCCGGCGCCACCCCGUGCCUCACCCCUUAGCUGGGCCGGAGCAGAAACUGGCUGAAGACUCGCCGUGCCCCCGGAUCGUCAGCCGCGAGGAGUGGGGCGCUCGGGAGCCAUUGGUCCCUCACGAGAACCUGACUAUCUCGCCGGUACCAUAUGUGGUGGUCCAUCACGGCGGCCUGCAGGAGUACUGCUUUGACGAGGAGGCGUGUGCCGCCAUUGUACGCUCUUACCAGGACCUGCACAUGGACACCAACGGCUGGGACGACAUCGGAUACAACUUUCUGGUGGGCGAGGAUGGCAACGCCUACGAGGGCCGAGGCUGGGACACCACGGGGGCCCACGCGCCGGUCUACAACCAGCAAAGCAUCGGUAUCUGUGUCAUCGGAGACUUCUCAGAUCGGCUCCCAAACGAUGCGGCUCUGGAGGCCCUGCAGAAUAUGAUGGCCUGCGGUGUGUCCCUGGGUAAGGUCAGCGACUCGUACCUGGUGUUGGGCCACCGGCAGGUCAAGGCGACGCUGUGCCUGGGCUACCCUUACGCCUGGGUGAUGCAGCUGCCCAACUGGACGGACGACCCUCAGCCCUGUGUAGACGAGGAGUGCCCCGAUCCGCCAGUUGGCUCCAGGCUGCGCACGAACCCACACUCCAGCCUGCUCAGCAGACGCUGA